UAGACUCCAGUGCGUGGAUUUUUAAACUGACGAAGAUGUUCGUAAGUUCCUCCGAUGUGUUUAUGUCUGUGGCUGAAGGCGGCCUCGAAGGAGCGUCAUCCGGGCGUGGGGCCGCAAAGGAUCAUCUCCCUGAGUCCUGCCAAGGGACUAGAAUAAUGAGGAUUCGAACGGAAGCUGAACGGAACGUGUUCGAAAGGUAUUUCGUCGGCAAAGAAUCAAAGAAGAAGUGGCUGUUAAUCUCCAGUGAUGAGUUUCUCCGGCUGUUGCAACCUAUAUAUUUGCCUCUUGAUAAUCAGAUUACCUUCGCCAAUUUAACCGUCGACGGUGCAGCCGCCUCGCUGUGGGAGAGCUACCAGGUGUCCCACAGCCUCGGGAAGCGCCUCUUGAAGGUCGGGCGCUGGACAACUGCCCCGAGAUGCGCCGACGCGCCACGCGACGAGGCCGACGAAGGCAAUCCUAUGUCGGGUAGUUCAACGCCAACUUCUCACGCGGCCGCUCUCCUGUCCAUCCCGAAGGAGGUUGGGACUGCUCAGAUGACCAUGGAUUUUGGAGUCCUUCUUGCUCCGGUGGAUGAUCCUCUGCAGCGGAGGCAGGACCUGACUGGGCUUCACUUGACGUGCACAACCAUUGAUUAUGACCCCAUGAUCGUCUUGGAGGAAGGACCGGGCGGCAGCGUUCUCGUGGGCGGCCUCGUUGGGAAGUUCUUUCUCACGCUCAAGGAAAUCACCAACUUCACCUACACGUGCCGGCGGGUGAGGGACGGCGAGUGGGGGUCCGCCAUCGAAGGCCGCUGGACAGGCAUGAUCGGGGAGGUGAGCGACGGCAUGGCGCAGGUCGCUAUCGCGCCGCUCAGCGUCACGCAAAAGCGGAGUGCUGUGGUGGGCUUCCUGAUUCCUCUCAUUGUCACCAGUUCCAGAAUCAUUCUGAAGCGACCCACUAAUGAGGACUACAUGUGGACGGUGUACACAAAGCAGUUCACACCCGGAGUUUGGGGGAUGCUAGUGGCUGCCGUUUUCUCGUUGGGUCUGUUUUUGGCCUGCGUAUCUCGCUAUGCACACUCCGAAGUGAGCGUCCCUCCUAUUGAUUCUGUCCUGACUGUAGUAGGAUUCAUGUUUGGGCAAGGCACAGUGCUCAGAGUCGAGACGGUGGCCGGCCGGACCCUGGUGCUGACGGCCCUCUUGCUGCAGGUCGUGACCCUCUCCUACUACACGAGCAACUUGGUGUCGGCGCUGACGGUGGGGCCUCCUCUGCCGCCGUACAGAGACCUUCGAGACAUUCACCAGGAGAAAUCGAUUACUUUUGGCUUGUUGAAGGGCACCGCGGAAAGCGACGCCCUGAAGGACUCAGACCUGCCCUUAUACAAAGCAGUGUGGCGGGACAUGAAAGAAGACCACCUCGUAAUGACGUCCACCGAAGGCAUGAAUCGGGUGUUCCGGGGAGACUACGCCUUUUUGGAAUGGGAAAUAUUUUAUCUGCUCAACUAUGGGACUGACUGUCGGGCCAUUAUGUUGCCUUUUUCUUUCCUCACUUCUUUCGCAACCUUCGCAAUAUCCAGAGAUUCUCCACUCAUUCCAAUAUUUAACAAACUAAUCCUAGACAUGCUGUCAGCAGGAUUCUUUAAGAAGUGGUGGAUGGAAAUGAACGUGAACAACAACGUCUGUGCCGCCCUCGAGACGGCGCCCAUCGAACUGAGGACGAUCGUCACGCCCUUCAUUGUGCUGGGCCUCGGCGUCCUGGUGGCGCUGGGGGUCCUUGCAGCUGAGUUCUUCUUCAUAAGACGCGGGUGAAUCGUGCCACGAAGGAAUCUGCUUGGCGCGGACGCUGCAGCGGAAAUGCGUUGAUCUUUGGUGCGGGAGGAUGCUUAAUUUAUGUUUGCUUGUUUGUUUACUUCUCUGAUGAUUUCGUAAGGAACAUUAAUGCCUCCAUAAGCAAUGAUACGUAAUACCAUUCUAGUUCCUUCGCGUGAGACUGCCUUAUUCCCAUAACUGCUUGCAAUUAACUAACGGAAUUACUUACACGUCUUGUAAGGCACGUAAUAGAGGCGGUAUAAUUGGUUACACAAGGGAUUUUAUGUUUUUUUCUUUCUUGUGACGUUG
Molecule: messenger RNA, 2096 nt
Organism: Penaeus chinensis
Lineage: Eukaryota; Metazoa; Arthropoda; Malacostraca; Decapoda; Penaeidae
Product: probable glutamate receptor
Exons: 10
Coding region: 36-1787 (583 amino acids)
Cellular component (GO): membrane
Molecular function (GO): glutamate-gated receptor activity
Source: RefSeq, a predicted model, not a curated record